AUGGUAGACCUGGCUGAAGACAGUGAAGUUGUGGUUAUGAUUGAGGGAAAGGACAGACUCUUCUGUCGAGCAUGCAAAAUUGAGCUGGCAGGAAUUGGGCCAAAGGUUACGAAACAGCAUUUAAAAAGCAAAACGCACAAACAAAGCUUGCGAGGUCUUGGUGCAUCGGAGAGCAAUGAAUCGGAGAGCAAGCCACAUGUGGAGAAGCAGAUCAACGCAGGGGAUCCAGAAAACUGCAGGGACGAACCGUGUCAGAUUUGCCUCAAAAUGGGACGAAUUGACACACGACACAGCUUAGAGUCGUUCAAGGAUGCACUGGAAGCAGGUGAAACCGUCCGCCCUUGCUUCCCUCCCCCGUUUGUUCGAUCGCCCAAGAGCCUUUUUCCCGGCUGCAAGCAUCCAUUCAUCACUUUCGAGAGUGGAUCUCUUGAAGAGGUUCCUGACAAUCUAGAGGACUGCUUGGAGCUAUUUUGCAAUGCAGGGGCGAAUGAGGGGAACAAACCGCCAAACAUUGAUAUCAAUGGCGUGAAUUUCAAAGCCAAGUCAUUGUCUAAUGCGCGCAGAACUCUCCUACAAGCAGAUGCAUCUGGCGACAUGUACUGGGCAGCGCUAGUAGUGGAUUCCAUCAAACAUCCUCUAUGGUGGCCGCGAAAGGAUCGCAACGUGUGUGUAGGAGUCGGGGAUGUGCCCAACUUUAAUCAAGUGAUCAUAGGCAGCGGGCACACGGACAUAGGGAUACACAUAGACAAUGCUCCUCGACCCUCAUCUUGCAGCCAGCCUGCUCCUGGCGAAAAAAUUGCUUAUGACAUGGUCGAUCACAAAGACCCGCAGUACUCGUUCUGCUUGAGCGCAGGUGAAGAGAGCGUGCAUGUGGAUACUUACAUUACCAUGGCCCGAGGAUGUAAAUAUGUCAUCAUGCUUCCAUCGGGGGGGAAUUUCUUUGGCGACAAGCAACCAUUCCCCAAGGAUGUUGAUUUUGAGACCAUGUCGAAGAUCGUGAACGCAGGAGGAUACUAUUUCAGUCUUGAGCCUGUUGACCCUGAGCAGCAUGUGACUCUGUUCACGCCCAAGUCAUGGCACCACUGGCUCCUUGGCAUGUCCGACUGGCAUUUGAUAUUUGGUGCCAGUCGCUUCUGA
Molecule: messenger RNA, 1137 nt
Organism: Guillardia theta CCMP2712
Lineage: Eukaryota; Cryptophyceae; Pyrenomonadales; Geminigeraceae
Exons: 1
Coding region: 1-1137 (378 amino acids)
Source: RefSeq, a predicted model, not a curated record